Molecule: messenger RNA, 516 nt
Organism: Trichomonas vaginalis G3
Lineage: Eukaryota; Parabasalia; Trichomonadida; Trichomonadidae
Exons: 1
Coding region: 1-516 (171 amino acids)
Source: RefSeq, a predicted model, not a curated record
AUGAUAAGUUUUCUUUUAGCUUCAGUUAAUUCAUACAGAAUAUGUCCAGAAAAAAUCCCAGCAAGAGAUGAUCUUUACUUCGAAAAGGAAAUUAAGGCAGAACACUGGGCAUAUUUCACUGUUAAACUUAAUGAAUCGCAAAUUGGUUUGCGCUGCAAUAUAACUACCACAGGAAAUGCUUCUUUUUAUGUUGGAAGCCAUAGAAAAUGCCCAUACAAGGAAGAGAAGCCUUUCUUCCGUGGCGGAAAUGUUAAAAAUCAUAUCUCAACGAUUUGGAAAAUUUCUAAACAAUCAUUCCCAUUUGGAAUUUAUGCAGAAGACGAAGCAAGUGUUGCUAUUACGUUUACACCAAUUUCUGUCAAUCUUCCAAAUUUGAAUUCAGCUCUUUUCAAAUACGGACCUUAUGUUCUUUUAGUUUUAGCCGUAUUAGGAUUCUUAUAUGAUAAGUUCCCAUGGAAGAGUCUUAUGUUUUGGAAGAGGAAAGAUAAAAGAAGAAGACACCAUAAGAGGAAUUAA